Molecule: messenger RNA, 435 nt
Organism: Argiope bruennichi
Lineage: Eukaryota; Metazoa; Arthropoda; Arachnida; Araneae; Araneidae
Exons: 1
Coding region: 1-435 (144 amino acids)
Molecular function (GO): nucleic acid binding
Source: RefSeq, a predicted model, not a curated record
AUGCGAAAAGCGGAACUGUUCUCUCUUAUAGACAGUAAUCGUCCAAAGAAAAUUGUCUAUAAAAUUGAUAAUUUAAUAGAGAAAGAAGGACAUGAAGUUAUCCGACUACCCCCUUAUCAUUGCGAUUUGAACGCAAUCGAAUUUGUGUGGUCCUCUGUAAAAAGAAUAAUAAAGGAACGAAAUGUUACUGGCGAUUUAAGUUUGAACAAUCUGAAAUCUCUUCUUCAAACAGCUAUCACUGAAGUUACUUCGGCAGAAUGGGCAGCGCAUUGCAAAAACGUAGAAAAGCUUGAAAAUAAUUAUUGGGAGAAAGAUGGACUGUUAGAAGAUUUAGUGGACGAACUGUCAUUUCAAAUUGAUACCAAUGAUGAUUCUGAUUCAGAAGAAACCAAAACUUGUGAGAGUGAUUUCGAGGAUUUUGAAAUGCUUGAAUGA